UUUGCGAAUUCUUAACUGACAUAACUUUCUUUGACGAAGGGUUUAAUGACACACUUGACUCCACGUGGCUAACGUGAUUGUUACUCAAAGCGAGUACCUAUUAACCUUCAACUAAAUCUGCAAACAUGGGCGUACCAGCUGGUGAUGUUGAAAAGGGCAAGAAACUCUUUGUCCAACGUUGUGCUCAAUGCCACACCGUUGAGGCUGGUGGCAAGCACAAGGUCGGCCCCAACUUGCACGGUUUGAUCGGCCGUAAGACUGGUCAAGCAGCCGGUUUCGCCUACACAGAUGCCAACAAAGCGAAAGGCAUUACCUGGAAUGAGGAUACCCUUUUCGAAUACUUGGAAAAUCCCAAGAAGUACAUCCCUGGUACAAAGAUGAUCUUCGCUGGUCUGAAGAAGCCCAAUGAACGUGCCGAUCUGAUUGCUUACCUGAAAUCAGCUACCAAGUAAACAAAAAAACUUCACCAUCAACAAGUGUUAAAGAAGCUAUCGCAAAAUAAACCACCUCAUCGAUGUAUUAGCUCUUUACAAUUAAUAUGAAUAUAUAUACAUUAAAGAUGUAAUAUUGGGUUUAAGAAGAUGAAGAAAACCGUUGUGGUGGCACUGUAGCUAAAAAGAGCAUCCAUCAUCUGUUUAAGAGCAAAAAUACACUUACUAGUUUUACUAUUCUAAAUAGGACAAUUUAAUUAUUUAAUUUUAUUGUGUAAAAUAAAUAUAACCAAUUUUUUAGUUGGUUUCACAAAGCAGAAGAAAAUAAAAAUGAUUUCAACUCGAAAAACCAAACAAUAAACCAAUAAAAAAAGAAAAAAACCAA
Messenger RNA from Ceratitis capitata (Mediterranean fruit fly), 816 nucleotides. Its product is annotated as cytochrome c-2. Gene Ontology annotation, molecular function: heme binding; electron transfer activity. Gene Ontology annotation, biological process: mitochondrial electron transport, ubiquinol to cytochrome c; mitochondrial electron transport, cytochrome c to oxygen. The coding region runs from base 126 to 452 and encodes 108 amino acids. Gene Ontology annotation, cellular component: mitochondrial intermembrane space. Lineage: Eukaryota; Metazoa; Arthropoda; Insecta; Diptera; Tephritidae. The record is from RefSeq and is a predicted model, not a curated record. The transcript has 2 exons.